GCCGCCGCCGUCCCUGCCUUUCUCAGCUUUCGCCCAGGACAAGUCGCCCGCUGGCUGGCUGGUUGUUGCUCGCAGGCCUCUCUGAUCCUGGUCUCUCGGAAGGUUCUCGCAUGGUGACCGCGGCCGGCUCCGACUGCAGCAUGUUGAGCUUCGCAUUGGCCCCAUCGUCGUCCGGCCGCCGCGCGUCCUGCUCCUGCCGCCGCCGACCGUGACCCGCCCGCGCGCGCGUCACCAGCUGGUCUCGCUCGUCGCCUCGACCUCUCGGAGCUGUUCCGGCGACCGGCGCUCUCGCGGCACGCGCGACGAACGAUGCCUCCUCUGGCGCCGCCGCACGGCGACAAGGGCGGCUCCCGCGACAGGCAGCGGCAGGAGGCGGCGGCGGCUCGGCAGCGGUCGGCGUCGUUCCACGGCCGCGGCGCGGAGCAGCGGCACCAGCUGCAGAAGCAGAGGCCCAAGACGAUGCCGGACCUGCUCGCCGGCUUGAGGGGGGCGAGCUUCCGCUCCGGGUCCCCGCCCCCGAGCGCCGGCGGCGAGACCGGGAGGAGGACGCCGAGCAAGGUGCUGGUGAGCGUGGCCGUGCAGCGCAGCUUGUGGCCGCUGCACGUCAUGGCGUCCGCCGAGUGGACCGUGGCCGACCUGGUGGCGGCCGCCGUGGCGCUCUACGUCAAGGAAGGCCGGCGGCCGUUGCUGCCGUCCGCCGACCCGGCCGCCUUCGGUCUCCACUACUCCCAGUUCAGCUUGGAGAGUCUAGACCCAAUGGCGAAGGUUAUGGAACUGGGCUCCAGGAGCUUCUUCCUGUGCCCCAAAUAUUCAGCUGCCGGUCAGGCUGCUUCAUCGUCAUCCUCUAAUGGAGCAAGAGAGGUCAGCACAUUGGCGUCAGGGAACGCACCCGCUUGUCUGAGCUACAUGCAAUUCUGGCCGAUGAUGUAAUCAGCUAGCACCCCCAGCACCAGCUUCUAUCCAUAGUGCAUUUGUGAGACAGGUGGCCACAAGAACAUUGUAAAUGUGUAAUGUACAAGGUUCAGAGGAUGAGACUAGUGUGUGUAGCUCUCUAAGGUGCAUGUGCGAUUGUGCCAAAAGCCUGUGCCUCAUGUUACACCCCACAUUCAGAAACAUAUCAAUUUUUUGUGUAAUUAGAACAGUUUUAGUGGCAAAAAAAUGCUGUUGUUAUAUUAUGUAAAUUAAAUAUUGUAUGUACAUCAGCAUACAGGCAAGAAAAAAAAAGCCAUGGCACAACCGAGGAAAAUGGCUGACUGACCUUGUAUGGGCCUUGCAAGUGACAGGGAAAUAUCUUAAAUAUC
Panicum virgatum (switchgrass) is the source of this 1301-nucleotide messenger RNA. RefSeq lists its product as uncharacterized. The coding region runs from base 310 to 930 and encodes 206 amino acids. The transcript is spliced from 2 exons. The record is from RefSeq and is a predicted model, not a curated record. NCBI's taxonomy places the organism in Eukaryota, Viridiplantae, Streptophyta, Magnoliopsida, Poales, Poaceae.